GGAUGACAGCGACUUUGUUCACUUUCCAUAUCAUCUACGCCGACUUCUAGACUUGCGGAUUUCUCUUCCGAGGCACCUCUAAAGUGAUUUCAAGGCAACUUCAUUUAUUCUAGACAGAAAUCGGCGUCAGCAGCGACCUACACAACCAAAAUGCUUACCACCUCAUUCCAAUUGACUCAUGUCACACCGAUUCCCGACUACAUGACCCGCGAGGAGGUCCUCUCCCACCUUCACAAUGCGGAAGUUCACAUCAAGAGCGACCCCAAUUUGACACACUGGACGCCCCGCACGCCAAAGGUGCCCCCCACUGUUCCCGACGAUGUCGAUUCCAUAGCGGUUACUGAGUGCUAUACCAUCACGGAUACGGUGCCUACCAACCUCCCAAAGGCCCUGCCCAAGGGCAUGCUAGAGAAGAAGAGUGUUAGCGAAUACGAGUUUACUUUCACCCCGGAUGGAAGUUUCGUCAAGAUUCACUGCCCCAUGAGCGUCCUUUUGGAAACGCGGUGGCGUGUUCGCAAGGGGAGCGACGGAAGUCUGGAGUUAGAAGAGAUUGUGGACGCUCACUGCUCCCGUUUCCUCGUGGGCGUUGUAAAAGGCGAACUAGAGAAGAACUGGGUGGAGGUCCACCGGAAGAUAUUGACAGGAAAAGCAUGAGUAGUAGGAUUACAGAGCUCUCAUCGCGAUAGACGUACGCACCACAUAAUGCAACGACUCUUACCUGG
This is a messenger RNA of Colletotrichum acutatum, 722 nucleotides long. RefSeq lists its product as uncharacterized. Bases 151 to 654 code for a protein of 167 amino acids. The record is from RefSeq and is a predicted model, not a curated record. Lineage: Eukaryota; Fungi; Ascomycota; Sordariomycetes; Glomerellales; Glomerellaceae. The transcript has a single exon.